AUGUGUCUAAAUCCGUUCGGUAUACUUGAUAAGCAGCUGCCAUUGGAAUGCCCUCAAGUAAAAUGUGAUGAACAGUACUGUGGCGAUUGUGUACAAGCGAUUCGAGGAAUAGAUAACAAAUACCCAUUUAUAUGUAUGGUUUGCAAGGGAAGUACGAUUCCACGCCGCAACGAGCUCAUUGAAGAACAUUUAAUAUGGAAACAUUUCGGCAAGCUGUAUGGGACAGAGAAUUUUCUUGCUUUCAAAUCAAAGUUGGAACUGGAUUCGUAUUCUGACAUUGUGAAUGACAUUCGUUUGCGACGUAACCAUCUUCAGUCAAGAAUUAACACUUUCGAGAAAAAGCGGAAGAGUUCUGACUCGACGGAUCCUUCAAACAACAACUUACAGAAUUCAGACUCAAAGGAUCCACUCAUUCAGGAUGUAGCUAACAUGAUUAUUGAACUAGACAAGCUGAUCAUAGAAUUAGAAAAUAUCGGGUCGUGUAUGGAUGAACACGCUACUAUCAUUGAUGAAUGUUUGGCAGCAUACCAAGAUAGAUUGAAACACUUUGAUAAGCUCUGUGAAGCAUUGAGUAAGGAAAUAAAAUUGACCGAAACGAAUACUCGUUGUAUAUCAAUAAAAAUAGCCGAUAGCCAGCAACAGCAGACGCAAGAUAUAUACCAUAUGAACGAUUUGUGCAAACUAUUACCUCAGCAGAACGUUGCUAACAUCGACAAAAUUCUUGCAGAUAUCAUGUUUCGGAAAAAAACCAUUGAACCAUAUCUUGCGAGUCUCGAUUUAUUCCUAGAAGAUCAACCACAAAACAUAACAACGUUUAACAGUUCCAUUUGUAACGCUAAAGAGAUGUUGAAAGCUAUUUGCGAAAGAUGCAUUGACCAGUACGGUGACUAUUUAGCAGACGACAGACUUAAACAUAUACCUUGUUCCAAGUUUAUUCUUCUGCUCGAAAAUUUGCGUGUGAAAACCGAACGGCUAGAUAUAAAAGCUAAUUUCUCCAAAGUUAUUUCUUUAAAUGAGAUAUGGCAGAAUAGCCACAGUAGUGACGAGCAAUUCAAACCUAAAGUUAUUGAACUUUUCAAAGCUGUAGAACUAGAUCUAGCACAAAUAUUUUAUAAUCGCAACUAUAUCCGUUCGAUUCCAUUCAAGGUUGGAGUUAUUGGUGAUGGAUGUGUGGGUAAAAGUACUUUAAUAGGAAAACUCAGCGAAUGCGUAGACCAAUCGGUAUCAACAGUUGCUAGUGGAAGAAGUACAUUCGGAUAUUUGCAAAUCGACACAUUUAUAAAUGAGUGUCCCCAUAAGACUAUUCCAAUCACGUUUAUAGAUCUCGAAGGUGCAAUUGAUACCAAUAACGCAGUAUUCAUAGGAAAUUACAAGGAAUUGAUCAAAAAAGCGGACUGUGAUUUGUACUUGCUUGUAUUUCAUGAUUCAUUUGACGAUGACUUGCAUGGCGGCUGGCAUAAAUAUAUAAAAGAAGAGUUGCAGCGAGACUGUCUUCUUGUUCGAAACAAAGUAGAUCGACUCUUUUUAGAUCUCUUCAAGGAAAGAAAGAAACAAGACUACACUCCCAAACUGAAUCCAAGGUAUCUUACGGAUCGUAUUAUAAGAGACUUAAGGAAACAAGUUGGGUUCACAAAAACGCGAAAAUCUCUCUCUGGCACAGUGUAUCUAACGGCGGCUGCUUGUGAUACUGUUCUGGCAACGGAGGAUUUCGCCAAGUUUGACAUAGACGAGUUAAAGAAAACGAUCAUCCUUAUGGCUACUAAAAAUACUCGAGUCGCACGCAUACGUGACCUCGCCGUUCUUGCUGUAAUAAAUACAAUAAACACAUGUUUUCGACGCGCAUACGUUGUUUCUAAACUAAAGUAUCAAGUCCUAGCCACUUUGUCCAGUAUCAUUCCUUUCGCUGACGAAGUGCCAGUUUAUUUUGGACAGGAAAAAAUUCGUCAGGUGUUUGGCAUCCAUGACAACAUGUGGAUAACAAACUGUUUCAAGAGAAAAAAAGACUCACUCCAAGAAUAUUUGAGUAAGUAUCCACUGAUGGUGUCCGAAAGCAAACUACAAUCUGGCUGUUUUGCAUAUCUUGCGAAAAGUACCACGGAAGAAUCGUCACAGCGUAUAGGAAUAGAAGCAAGGAAGUAUAUUCAGGCAAAAGAGAUGAAUAGGAACAACAUGAUAAGCUCAAUUGGAAGAAAAAUUGAACCGUGCCUCAAUACUACUGCUAUCACUCUCGGAGCACUUGGAAAAAUAUCUGAUGACGCUCUUCGUACAGCAGGUGUAGCCACAUCCGGCGCUGUUCGUGCAUUAUCGAUUACAGGUAUCGCUGCCGGUGCAGCACUGAUUCCAAUAUGUGCCGCUUGGUCAUACUAUUCAUCAGGCAAAAGAAUGAACCGAUAUCUUCAUGAGCUCUGCAACGAUAUGUUAAUAAUAUUCGAAUACUUUGUUACUAUUGUAUGCAUUGAAAAACGCGAAGAUCUACAGUCAUCGGGAAAAUGUCAAGAAUGCCCUAGCAUGGCAGAAUUAUCCUAA
Rotaria socialis is the source of this 2526-nucleotide messenger RNA. Lineage: Eukaryota; Metazoa; Rotifera; Eurotatoria; Philodinida; Philodinidae. The record is from the annotation of a GenBank genome assembly.